Molecule: messenger RNA, 516 nt
Organism: Solanum pennellii
Lineage: Eukaryota; Viridiplantae; Streptophyta; Magnoliopsida; Solanales; Solanaceae
Exons: 1
Source: RefSeq, a predicted model, not a curated record
AGCAACAACAACAAUAACAGCAACAACAACAAUAACAGCAACAACAACAAUAACAGCAACAACAACAAUAACAGCAACAACAACAAUAACAGCAACAACAACAAUAACAGCAACAACAACAAUAACAGCAACAACAACAAUAACAGCAACAACAACAAUAACAGCAACAACAACAAUAACAGCAACAACAACAAUAACAGCAACAACAACAAUAACAGCAACAACAACAAUAACAGCAACAACAACAAUAACAGCAACAACAACAAUAACAGCAACAACAACAAUAACAGCAACAACAACAAUAACAGCAACAACAACAAUAACAGCAACAACAACAAUAACAGCAACAACAACAAUAACAGCAACAACAACAAUAACAGCAACAACAACAAUAACAGCAACAACAACAAUAACAGCAACAACAACAAUAACAGCAACAACAACAAUAACAGCAACAACAACAAUAACAGCAACAACAACAAUAACAGCAACAACAACAAUAACAGCAACAACAAC